Messenger RNA from Salmo salar (Atlantic salmon), 5782 nucleotides. RefSeq names its product BMP/retinoic acid inducible neural specific 2 (gene brinp2). Gene Ontology annotation, cellular component: cytoplasm; neuronal cell body; dendrite. Gene Ontology annotation, biological process: positive regulation of neuron differentiation; negative regulation of mitotic cell cycle; nervous system development. NCBI's taxonomy places the organism in Eukaryota, Metazoa, Chordata, Actinopteri, Salmoniformes, Salmonidae. The record is from RefSeq and is a predicted model, not a curated record.
GCAAUCGUCAGUCCAGGGCUCAUCCGAAGUGCUGGGCUUGAGAGUGAGUGAUGACUGUAACAGGGGCAGCUGAGGCUUAGCUGUGUGGCUCACAGAAAAUGGUGUAAAUUGUAUUUCUCUGCUUUGGUAGCAGGUGCGGGCUCUUUACUGAAGGGAGAGUUGCCUAAAAGGAAAAGAAGAGAAAUUGUGUGGAUUUUAUUCUGGUUCUUCUGACUGCUACACUAUAUAUUAUCAUUAAGACCUGGAGGCAUGGGGGACACUGGCACCUUUGACUUGUAUCUUGCUGUUUCCUAUUUCUGAAAUCUUAGAUGCAUCCUUAGUUUAAAAAUAUUUUUUGGGGUGUGACUAUUUUUGGUCUCAGCUGAUUAUCUCAAGCUAAAUAUACACUGUAUUGUUGUGGACUUGACAGUGUUAUAGGGGCACCUUUGGACCCCAACUUGCAACCAACAUUGACUAACUUGGCCAUAGCAGUGAGAGGACAAUGCCUGGAUUAUCCUAUAAUAAGCGACUCUGUAACUUGCCUGUUGGAAGCGGCAAGUGAAUCAGGGACUGGAGGCUGUCGGUCAGCUGCUGGCUGCAUUCCACCAGUUUGUCUGAAGACUGUAAACAUCUUGACAACCUUCACUAGUUGGUAGGAUACACGCACAACGAAAGAGACAACAGGAUCCCCUUCACACUCUGGGUCAGGAGGGAUUAGUUGAAGAAUGCUGGUCCCAGGUGCCCAACAGGAAGAUGGUGAUGCGUUGGCCGAGAGCCACAGCUGUUAGAUGGUUGCUGUUGAUGCUCGUAUGGCAGUGGACAGUGCUGGGCCACCUCGGCUGGGUUCUGGCCCUGGCUGAGGGGCAGCAGAGUAACAACCCCUCGCUCACUGCUGCCAGCACCGGACACCAGAGUGGCGACCAAUUGGAUUGGCUGCUGUCUGAGAAGGGACCUUUCCACCGUUGUCCGGAAUACACAGAGUUCAAAGAACGCUUCCAGCAAGGCUUCUCCACACGCUAUAAGAUCUACAGGGAAUUCAGCCAUUGGAAAGUAAACAGCUUGGCUACAGAGAAGAGGGAUGUUUUUAAGGCCCCCUUGCCACUGGCGCCGGAGUUUCUACGCAACCUGAGGCUGCUGGGUCGAAGGCCAAGUCUGCAGCAGAUCCACGAGAACUUGAUCAAGAAAUAUGGGACACACUUUUUGGCGUCUGCUACGCUAGGAGGAGAAGAAUCGUUGACAAUCUUCCUGGAUAAGCAGAAGCUCAGUAAGAAAUCGGAGGGACAGGGAAACAGCUCGGUGGUCUCCCUGGAAGUACUGCAUCAGUUGGCUGCCUCUUAUUUCACAGACCGCGAGAGCACCUUAAGAAGACUUCACCACCUACAGAUAGCCACCUCCGCCAUAAAGGUAACAGAAACUAGGACUGGGCCACUUGGAUGCAGUAACUAUGACAGCCUUGAUUCUGUUAGCUCUGUCUUGGUACACAGUCCUGAAAAUAAAAUACAUCUAAAAGGUUUACAGGAUGUCCUUCCAGAAUUCCUCCGGAACCGUUUUGUGGAGGCUGCUCUCAGCUACGUGGCAUGCAACUCUGAGGGGGAGCUUUUGUGUCGUAACAAUGACUGCUGGUGCCGCUGCUCUGCCAAGUUCCCUGAUUGUAACUGCCCCUUGGCUGAUAUCAAAGUCAUGGAGGAAAAUCUGCACAAAAGCAAGGAAUCCUGGACCAACUUCAACACUGAAUUUAUGGAAUCAGAUGAAUUCAAGGCCUUCAUGAAAAAACUACCAACGGACCGUUUUUUAAACACAUCCAUGGUAUUCAAGUUUUGGGCAACAGAUGCAGCUCUCCAGAAGCGCUACAGCCAAUUGGAGAUCAGCACCAAUUUGGUUCUUGGGAAAGCCCAGAAGAUUGUGAGGAAACUCUUCACUCUGAGCAAGCGCUGUCCCAAACUGCCAAGGAUCAGCCUCUAUAGAGAAAGGACACCAGGAUUUUGGCUGAGCAAGGCCCAGUCACUCCUGUACUGCAACGAGCAUGGAAUCCUGGGCACGUUUUCAGAAGAGAUGCAAAGCUGCACCUGCACUGCAGAGCACAGUAGCGCCUGCCAGGGGACAGUGCCCUGUGAGGUCGGAGAGGGGUCAACCUGCCUCUCAUGUGCCCCGGACAACAUCACCCGCUGUGGCUCGUGCCACCCUGGCAACAUCCUGCACCUGGGCUCGUGUCGGCCCAACAUAGCAAACUCUCUGGACCACUACCUGAACAUUGACUUUGACAUGCCGGACACAGAGGUCAAGUAUCUGCUCCAGCAGCUGGACAGUCGCAUGGAGGUCCAUGCCAUCUACAUCAGCAAUGAUGUGCGUCUGGGCAGCUGGUUCAACCCGGCCUGGAGGAAACGCAUGCUCCUCACUCUAAAGAGCAACAAAAACAAAUCCAACCUCAUUCAUAUGCUAAUGGGAAUCUCAUUCCAGAUCUGCUCCACAAAAAACAGUACCCUGGAGCCUGUGCCUGCUAUCUAUGUCAACCCAUUUGGGGGCAGCCAUUCGGAGAGUUGGUUCAUGCCUGUCAACCAGCAGGACUUCCCAGACUGGGAGAGAACUAAAUUGGAUGCCUCUCUGCAGUGCUACAACUGGACGCUGAUGCUGGGCAACAAAUGGAAGUCCUUCUUCGAGACGGUGCACAUUUACCUGCGCAGCCGCAUCCUGACCGACGACCCCACUGUCAACGAGACCCUUUUCUACGAACCCCUGGACCUGGACGACCACACGUCCAACCUGGGCUACAUGAAGAUCAACAGUCUCAAGGUGUUCGGCUACAGCAUGCACUUUGACCCAGAGGGAAUCAAAGACCUGAUUUUGCAGCUGGACUACCCGUACACGCAAGGAACCCAGGACGCAGCCUUUCAUAUGCUGCUGGAGAUGAGAGACCGCAUCAACCGGCUCUCCCCGCCCGGAGUGCAGCCAUUGGACAUCUUUUCAUGUCUGCUCCGCCACAGGCUCAAGCUCUCCACCAGCGAGGUGGUGCGUAUCCGAGACUCCCUCCAGAUUUUCAACUCCAAGCUGCCCAAUUCUUCUGAGGCAGAGCUGGGCCAGUUAUGCAGCUAGCUCAGUCUAAAUUAGGGUCCAGAGAGUGCUGCGCUGCUGGUUACUCUUCAGUCAUCCGCCAAUUUAUCCAUCUGGUUUGGAAAACAUGUACAUAUAUUUCUGAGAUGUCUAGAACAUUCCUAUACACUUGCUGAAAGACUGUGGCGUGUGUUGAAUCUGGUGAAUGUGGAGUGAUGUCAUGACAACAGAUAGAGUUUUUAAUAUAGAAAGCAAGGACCUCAGAUGAGUUUUCCAAAGGAUUACUAUGGCUGUUCAUCUGUUGGCAUGAAGUUAAGGAAAUGGAACAGGAUUUCCCUUUCUAACUCUUUUUUUCUUUGGUUACAGAACAAUUUAAUUUUAAUGGUAAAAUAUGUGCUGAAUGAGUUGUUGAUUAUGCUUAACAGUUUAUUUUGAUAAUCAUUCACAUUUUGUUAUCCUUGCCUUUCCAUUUUAUCUUUCGUUCAAAACCAUACAAGAUAUGUAUUUGUGCUUAACAUUUGGUUGAGAAGCCCAUGACUGAAUCGUUCUAUUCAGCAACAUUACUUUACCAAAAGAAGGUGAAAAUUGUGGCAAACUGAGUGGCAUAAAUGUCUUAAAUGUUGAGUUUAGUUUUUCAGCUGACUUCAAAAUGAAUUCUUCUGACAUGGUUACAAAAGGUCUGUGGAUACAGCUCUGUAAAUAUUGCUCCAUCUAUGUGGAAAGUGCACAUAACUUUUAUUUGAUAACCAAGUGCAAACACCCCAAAAAUAUUUGUAACAAAAAAAAAUCAUGCCUUAUAAUGGAGAGUCAAUGUUCAGAUAAAAAGCACAUUUAGUUAAGUUUAAUUUCCAAGCUGGAUGUUUUGAAAAUAUUUUGCAAACAUAACACCUUUUUUGGAAUAGGCUAACUGUAUUUGCAUUCUAAUGAGUACACUGUAUUGUGGAUCUUACCUGUAAAUGCCAGUCACAAUUCCAGUUAAACAUAUUGCGGAAUUUUAUUAUUUUCUAAAACUAGUUCUUUAACUCAAAUGUUUAUUAAUGGUAUUCACGGUAGGUCUAGAUUGGAACUGAAAUAAAUAUGAGCUGAUAAACUGGAGACCAUGCAUUUGUCUUGGUAUAUUGUAACUGGGUAUGUUUCAUAUCUUUUACACGGACUGUGAUGGUUCAACAAUUUACCAUCCUGCUGUAUCUGUAUCAUAUGUUAACGUACUAUCUGACCUUUCAUUAUCUACAAAACCUACAUCUUGAGUGAAAAAGUGCUGUCAUAAAUCUACUGCUGGAAUAGCUGUUUCUAGGAUUUAUCAAUUGUACCAUUGGACAAUAGGAACAUUUGGUCUCGACAAAGAACACAUUUAAAUGUCCCUCUUCACUGUACGAAUCCUCUUUGUUACCAUGAAAUGGAAUUACCCUGGGUGCUUCCUGAUAAGAUGAAUGUUCUCUAGUAUAUGAAGUGCAGCAUUUGCAAGUUAAAACUCAUUUCCAAGGUUGUCACAGAGCACGGGAACCAAACACACAUUGUCACAUCGCAUCAAACUCACUGUGCCUCUGAACAACCUGGGAAAAACAUCAAACUAUUUUACUAAGAUGGGAGUCACAAACACAGGCACUUCGUUGUUAACGGCGGCCGUCCUUAAGCUUUUUAUGGCCACCAUGUUCAAGGCUGGACAGCUCUUUUCAUGUGUGCUCUGUCUAUUUUCCAUUGGUGAGAGGACGCCUGACAUGUAAAUAUCCCUGUGGAAGUAAAGGGUCUUCUACAAUGCCAACACUGUCACUUAGCAGUGGCCUGUUUGUCUGGUGUGCAAGUCUUGGGACUGGUGCCAACGUCCUUAGGCCUCAGAGAGGCAUGACCUCUCUAUUAUGGUUUAUAACUUAUUUGAUAUGUGGGGGACAUCUUUCUUUCCACAGGGAGCCCGACAUUAGCUUUUCAAUGGGUAAUGAUAUGAGAGAAUGGCACCACUAUAAGAGGUUAUCAUUACAGUUUGAUUUGAAUGUCAUCUUUAGCUGCCUUUAUUUAAUUACAUUUUGUAUGUCAUCAGUAUUGCUACCAUCAAAAUCAAACUAUAUAUAAAAGGUGGUAGCAACAUGGUUAAAAGAUUUGAACAAGUUGUGAACACUUACAAUGAUCAAUUAUAUACAUUUAUCUCUGAAAUAGUUACAGUUAUAACUUGUUCCUAUAUUUCUACCAUGUAAGUACCUAUACUGUAAAGUACACUACUUAUGCGAGCGAUUCAAGAAAUAAGCAACAAACUCUGUAUGUCUAGCUUGUACUAUUCCUGACAUAAUUAACCCGAGCAGUUUUUCCGUACAGUAUGAAAGGUAAUUGUCGUUGGAAAAAUGUACAAAUAUUUCCUAAACGCCUUGAACUUCUGUAUGGUUAUAGAAUAAGAUGUUGUUUUGCCCCUGAAAGCUACAAAUGUCCAGAACCAAAGUGCUGAAUGUAAAUAUUCUUAGGUUGACUCCAUCCACUUUGAUCAGACUCUACUUCACACAGCUCAAUCAAGAAUAUGAAAUAUCAGCUCAGUAUCCAGCUGAAAGAAUUAUAUUUGAUUAUAUGAUCAUGUUUUAUGUAUUUGUAUCUGUACAUACUGAAUGAGGCGCUACAUACACAAACAUACUGAUAUGCUUACUGGUUGGCUCUGUAAAGAACCGUUUAACUUUUUAUUAUUGUUUGAUCAAAAAUAUUUGUUUCUCUCAAUGUUUUAACAGGAUGUAAAUGUUCUUAUAUUAAAUAAUAAAAAAGAACAACUAAGUUUUCA